Messenger RNA from Daucus carota subsp. sativus, 2302 nucleotides. RefSeq names its product cyclin-D3-1-like. Lineage: Eukaryota; Viridiplantae; Streptophyta; Magnoliopsida; Apiales; Apiaceae. The record is from RefSeq and is a predicted model, not a curated record. The transcript is spliced from 4 exons. Gene Ontology annotation, biological process: regulation of cyclin-dependent protein serine/threonine kinase activity; mitotic cell cycle phase transition. Gene Ontology annotation, molecular function: cyclin-dependent protein serine/threonine kinase regulator activity. Gene Ontology annotation, cellular component: cyclin-dependent protein kinase holoenzyme complex; nucleus; cytoplasm. The coding region runs from base 1190 to 2125 and encodes 311 amino acids.
CCGUAUAACUACCUAAAAUUUAGAUCAAAAGGUGAUACAUUUGAUAAUGACAAUGAUGAAGAUAAUUUGAAGAUAUAUUAUGAUGGAAUUAAUUAUAAUGAUCGAAUGUCAUUUUGUUUUAACGAAGUUUAUUAUCUCCUUCUCUUCAAAAAAAAUAAAUUAAAAAUAGUGGGAUGUAACUGUAUAAUUUUAUGACGGUUUUGUACAUUAGGACAUUUCAUUUAAACAAUUAUAUAUUAUUCCCGUCACAUAAAUCUUUUUCACCAAAUACUCUUUCAUUGAAGAUACUGAAUUUUUUCCUAAAAAUCUAAAUAGUACUCCAUUAGUUAAUAUCUAACGAUAUUGUUUAUUCACCUUUCAAUCAUGAUCACUGUAUCGAAUUCAAUAUUCUCGCUUCCCGUAUUUUCCAUAAAAAAUUAUUAUAAAAUUUAUAACCUUCGAUAUCUAUAGUAUCAACAGCUGUACAAGGUACGGAGAUUUACCAUCCACUCGUGAUCUUUCAGAUAUGACCAUUUUAUUCUAACUACACUUUUUAGAUAAUCUCAAAUACAAUCAUACCAUAUUAGUACCAUUUUUUUAAAGCGGAUUUAUGUCCGGAUCAUGAAAUUUCAACCCGUUAAAUAAAAAAUUACGAGACUUAAAUAUAAAUAUAUUACGAGACUUAAAUAUAAAAGUAUAUUAGUAUUUCAUUUUCGUUUCCGUUAACCAGGUUGGAAUCCCGUGAUCCGAUUCAUACUUUGUGUGAGUAUGUUUGUCUCUGACUUUGAAUGGAGUCAUAAUACUUGGUUUUUUCAUCCAUGCAGAUGAGGUUCCAUUGAGCCAAGUCUAGUUAUAUGACAAAAUAUGCAAACUAUCACAUUCAUACUUAUUUAAUUCAUUUGUUCUCUAAGGAGAACUUUUCUUGGGCUCCAGCUACUACUAGAUUGUGUCUUUUUACAUAUUCACCCCCACCAUCCAACAAAAAUCUUAAAAAUUCAGUAUAAAAUAAAAUCCCAAAAGAAUAAAGUACUAAGUGGGAUAUGAAGUUCUUUUGCUCUUUGAGUCUUGCAUUUAUAUAGCCAUCUUAUUUUCUUCUCUCCUCACAAUUUUACACAAAGGAGAAAGAGAAAACUCAUUGGUUUGACAAUGAAGUGAUCACCUUUCUUUUCUCUUUUUGUCCAUUGUUGUGAGGUGACAAAGAUUAAAAAAGAUGGUUCCUUUAGAACUAAACAAUGAUCAUUCUCAUCCCCAACAAGAAACUCAAGGCUUCUCUCUUGAAUCUCUUAUUUGUGAAGAGAAUCUAGAGGCAUUUGAGAGCUUUGAAGAAGAGGCUAAUGAAAAAGAGUGCAACUUUGAUCUUGUGGAGAAGGAUUUAUCUUGGGAAGAUGAGGAGUUUGUGUCUUUGUUUCAUAGAGAAAAACAAACUCAUGUUUUUCCUGAAGAAAUUGAUCAUUCAUUGGUUGUGGCUAGGAGAAGGGCUAUUGAGUGGAUGUUGAAAGUCAAAGCACAUUUUGGGUUUUCUUGUCUUACUAUACUUUUGGCCAUUAAUUACUUUGACAGGUUUCUAUGCAGUUUUCAAGUUGAGAAAAAUAAGCCAUGGAUGAAGCAUGUUGCUGCAGUGGCUUGUGUUUGUUUGGCUGCAAAAAUUGAGGAGACCCUGGUUCCUCCUCUUCCUGAUCUUCAGGUGAUUUCUGAUCAUAUGUUUAAGGCCAAAACGAUUCGACAAAUGGAGCUUCUUGUUUUGUCGACUCUCCAGUGGAGAAUGAAUACAGUGACCCCGUUUUCGUUUCUUGAUCCUAUAGUAAGAAGGCUUGGCUUAAAAAGUGAUCUGCAUUGUGUUAUUUUCAAGAAAUGUGAAGCUCUGUUUCUCUCUGCAGUAUCUGAUGGAAGAUUCGUACGUUAUCUACCAUCGGUUUUGGCCACUUCUGCAUUGCUUCACGUUAUUCGUCAAGUAGAGCCCUUAAAUGCGGUUAAUUAUCAAAAUCAGCUUUUUAAUGUUCUCAAAUCCUCCAAGGAGAACAUUAGCGGAUGUUAUGAACUCAUUGGGAACAUUUCAACCACUUGCUCGAUUGAUCAAAAGAAGUCUCGCAAGCGCAAUUCUGAAGAAAUGCAAGACACCAAAAAUGAGACCAUUGAUGUCUUCUAGUUUUUAAAGUUCAAACAACUUUCUCGAGUCAUCAAUUUUGUUUUUGCAUGUUAGCUGAACUUGUUUUUUUUUUUCUUUGUUUUUUUUACAAAUUUGGAUUUUGGGAUUUAUAUCUAUAAUGGAAUACAAUAUGUUUGGACUGUUUGCGAUCUUGAUUGAGGGUGAUUUGUAGUUAUA